This is a messenger RNA of Fulvia fulva, 1083 nucleotides long. RefSeq lists its product as uncharacterized. Gene Ontology annotation, cellular component: plasma membrane. Lineage: Eukaryota; Fungi; Ascomycota; Dothideomycetes; Mycosphaerellales; Mycosphaerellaceae. Bases 1 to 1083 code for a protein of 360 amino acids. The transcript is spliced from 3 exons. The record is from RefSeq and is a predicted model, not a curated record.
AUGAACGGCACCAGCAGCGAUGUCAAUGGGAAGGCGCCACUUGGUAGUGACAGUGGCAGCUCGCACCCAGUCGCACCACUUGUCAAAGUGCAACCACCACGCCGCGAGGACCUCCAACCGAGCUAUGCGAAAGCCAUCGAGCCCGAUACUGAAGAUGCCGCCCAGCAUGGAUGGUAUGGGAGCAUGAUUAACGCGCUUGGCUCCUGCGUCGGUACACUGGGCGCGAUCCCAUGUUGCAUAAUAUGCCCCAACCCAUACAAGCCAGUCGCACAGGGUAACGUCGGCCUCGUCACCAAAUUCGGACGCUUCGCACGCGCAGUCGACCCAGGUCUCGUUAAGAUCAACCCUCUAUCUGAGAACCUCAUUCAAGUCGAUGUAAAGAUUCAGAUCGUGGAGGUGCCAAAGCAAGUCUGUAUGACAAAGGACAACGUGAACCUCACUCUUACCAGUGUCAUCUACUACCACAUCAUCAGCCCCCACAAAGCCGCCUUCGGAAUCUCCAACAUCCGCACCGCUCUCGUCGAGCGCACGCAAACCACCCUGCGCCACGUCAUCGGUGCCCGUGUCCUCCAAGACGUUAUCGAACGCCGCGAAGAGAUCGCCCAAUCAAUCCGCGAGAUCAUCGAUGAGACCGCCACAGGCUGGGGUGUAGCGGUCGAGAGCAUGCUCGUCAAGGACAUCAUUUUCAGCCAAGAGCUUCAGGACAGUCUCUCAAUGGCCGCACAGAGCAAGCGAACUGGUGAAGCCAAGGUCAUAAGUGCUCGCGCCGAAGUCGAGAGCGCCAAAUUGAUGCGACAGGCCGCCGAUAUUUUGAGUUCAGCACCUGCCAUGCAAAUCCGAUACCUUGAGGCGAUGCAGAGCAUGGCCAAGACAGCCAACAGCAAAGUAAUUUUCCUUCCGGCUCAAAACCAAACGGUCCAGCAGCAGCUUGCGCAAGCUGAGGCUGUGGGCGAGGGACCCAGCAGCUACAGGGACUAUGGUACUGCCAACCAUAUGACUGGGAAUGAGAAUCAGAGCGAAUUCGCAGGCAACACGCACGGCUUCCAGAGCGCUGUAAACGCGCGUGUUGUCGAGAACAUGUAA